Microsporum canis CBS 113480 is the source of this 1596-nucleotide messenger RNA. RefSeq lists its product as hypothetical. The coding region runs from base 1 to 1596 and encodes 531 amino acids. NCBI's taxonomy places the organism in Eukaryota, Fungi, Ascomycota, Eurotiomycetes, Onygenales, Arthrodermataceae. The transcript has 4 exons. Gene Ontology annotation, cellular component: nucleus. The record is from RefSeq and is a predicted model, not a curated record.
AUGGGCAGCUCUAAUAAGGCUAGGCGGCCUCGGAAACGGCAGACCACCUUGUCAUUUGCUCCUGUUGCUUCGUCGCCUGCAUCUGAACGAAGCCCUGUUCGUCUACGAUAUCAGAGCCCUCACUCGAAAAAGCCAUCACUUGCAGAAGAAAAACCAGCUACUACCGCUCAGACGAAACCAAAGCAACCGUCUAUAUUUGUCUCGUCUGAUGAAGAACUUAUUGGGGCCUCUUCUGGUAUCAAACCGAUAAUGAUGAAACGAGCAAUUUCGGAUGUUGAUGCACCUAGCUCUGGGGAGAGUGAUGAUGUUAUCUCUACUUCACCUGUGAAACGUAGAAGAACAACCGUACAGGUUGUUAUUCCUCAAGCACCAGACGUUAGUGACCAGGUCAAAAUAAAACAUGAUUCCGAUUCUGAUUCCGAUAUCAUUCGCUCAUCCCCUAUACGGCAACGGAGAAAGAUUUUCAAGAGCCGGGCUAAAAGAGAGUCUCAUGAAGGAGGGUUAGAAAACAGUAAAUCUGCAUGGAGGGGUAACAGCAAGUCAAGGCAGCAUAAAAUUGAUUUGGAGGAAGACCUUGAAGAACUUCGAGAUUCUGAUAUAAUUGAAGGUCGGACAAGGGGUACACCGACCAUGUCAGCUGCUAAGGCAAAGCGCCAACAGCAGCUAGAUCUCCUUAAACGUCGGCGUGCGGGAGACAAAAAGUCCAAGUUGGUAGACGCCUUGGUCAGAGAUGGUGACGAGGGAGGAAAACCUACCCCAGAUAACAGUUCUGAUAUCUCAGAUGGAUCGAAGGGCACUGAGAGUUUUGAAGACUCUUCUUCAGCAGAUGCUUCACAACCAGACGUUGAUAGUGAUGCUGAGCCUUCUCUUCCUGAGGACCUUGACAAAUACGAUGCCGAUUUUGUUCUGGAUGAUGACGAUGAUGAAUUAGGUGUGCCAGCAGACGAAAUUGAAGUUCCGUUUGAAUUUACCAGACAUCGAUAUAAGAGGCUCAAAGACCAUUUUAAGGACGUAAUUGAAUGGAUGGUGCACAACAAAAUCAACCCAGCGUUCCGCCGGGAUGAUGCCGUCUAUGAAAUGGCAUUUAGAAAAGUGAAAGAUGAAGUAACAGGAUUGGCUGGCUCCCAGUUCGUAUCUUCUGUCUGGAAUAAGGGAUUCUUAGGUGCCCUCAAAGCUAGGCCACGGAUAGUAGUACUUCCCUACCCCAUUACAGAAGGCCAUCCAUGCGAUGCAUGCAACAGAUCGAAGCAUCCAGCUUCACACUGCAAGUCAAAAGCAUCCAUGGCCCAUACUCUAAUGCAUUGGCGCUAUCAUCUUAACGAAUGGGUAAUUGGCUAUUUAGAAAGAAUAGGCAUCUUGGAGGAUAGUGAAAUCCUAAAACGAGAACACUGGAUCCAGAAAAAACGUACAAAAUAUGCUAACGAGGUUGUUGAUACCAUGGGAGAGGCUGGAGAGAUAGAUCGAUUAUGGAGAGACUUCAAUCUCAACCUCAAGACUGCACGGGCUUCAACACUCAUCCCUCCUAUAGUGCCAAUUACCCAUAGAAAAGAACGUUAUAAUCAAACUCUAGAACAGAGUAACGAAGCAAAGGCUUAA